Molecule: messenger RNA, 1200 nt
Organism: Penicillium oxalicum
Lineage: Eukaryota; Fungi; Ascomycota; Eurotiomycetes; Eurotiales; Aspergillaceae
Product: BSD domain-containing protein
Exons: 2
Coding region: 1-1200 (399 amino acids)
Cellular component (GO): cytoplasm
Source: RefSeq, a predicted model, not a curated record
AUGGAUUUCGCGUACGAUCACAUUCAGGAGGAGAUCCUGUCCUCAAGGGAAACUGAGGAUUCUGCACAACCCGAAAACGAAAAAGCUACCAGUAACCUCAAUACCGAGCUCCAAGAGACGUUCCGAGCCUUUUCCGCCAGUCCGUGGGGGUCGCGAAUCGGUGGCCUUUGGGACAAUGUUCGCAAACAAGGAGAAAGCUACUACGAGGGCGCUCAAAAGGAAUACAACGCCGCGAGUGAGGAGGCUGUGAAGGGAUUUUCAGAUCUGCGUAACAGCAUCGUCGACCGUACAAAGGGGCUGUCGCUCAGUACUGUUGGACUUGCAGCUGGAGGGAGUGAAGGACCUUCGGACGGGGCAACCACCCCCACGGCUGCGACGUCUGGCGCCGCAAAGGAUCAGUCACAAGAAGCCGGCGCGAAUGGUGACGGCUUUAUUUCACGGCUCAAGGCCGAGGCUGCGCGACGACUGAAGGAGAUCGAGAAGGCCGAAGAGGCCGCCGACGAGGCCAUUCUCCGAUUCGGUAUGAACAUCAGUCAAAAGCUUCGCGAAGCUGUCAGUAUUGUUCCGCCCACAACCGAUGAUUCUGGCAAGCUUCUCUUCGAGAGUAAGGAUGCCGAUGGCAAGCGAGUGAUCCAUGCCACCCGCUUCGAAGCGCAGCUCCAUGUCAUUCACUCCAACCUGGACAGCUUCACCAAGGACCCCGUGAGCGACAAAUUCCCUGAUUUCAAGAAGGCAUUCAAUGUUGAAAGCAAGACCGAAGAAAUCGCAAAAGAUCUGGAGAACUAUCCUGAGUUGCGGGCGACAAUGGAGAGGCUCGUUCCGGAGACGGUGGAAUAUGCGGAGUUCUGGACAAGAUACUAUUUCCUUCGUCUCGUCGUGGAGACCGAGGAGCAGAAGCGCAAGGAACUUCUAAAGGGUGCCAACGUCGACGAGGAAGAAGAAGUAGGCUGGGGUGACGACUCGGAAGACGAGUCGGAAUCCCCAUCGACACCCCAGGUCAAGUCCGCGACACAGAAGACGGAAGCCGUCGAGGCUCAAACUUCCGAGCCUCGCCGAUCCAACGACCAGCAGUCUCAGGCCGGCAGUGAGUCUAGCUAUGAUGUCGUGAGCGGGACUGUGAGCCGAACCCCAGGUAGCCCCAAGGAGAAGAGCCCAACAGCCGACACCAAGGCAGAUGAAAGUGAUGAGGAUUGGGAAUAA